This is a messenger RNA of Harpegnathos saltator (Jerdon's jumping ant), 2181 nucleotides long. It is a transcript of the gene Moca-cyp, whose product is annotated as nuclear cyclophilin protein Moca-cyp. Lineage: Eukaryota; Metazoa; Arthropoda; Insecta; Hymenoptera; Formicidae. The transcript has 9 exons. Gene Ontology annotation, biological process: protein peptidyl-prolyl isomerization; protein folding. Gene Ontology annotation, molecular function: peptidyl-prolyl cis-trans isomerase activity; cyclosporin A binding. Bases 173 to 1867 code for a protein of 564 amino acids. Gene Ontology annotation, cellular component: cytoplasm; mitochondrion. The record is from RefSeq and is a predicted model, not a curated record.
GGAUCUUGUAACACGUAGCAUCACGUUAGUUAAUGUGGUGGAGUAUGAUAAAGUUUUAUCACAUCUAAUAUCUUAGCGAGAUAGAAAAAGUUGAAGUUAUAUUGUAUUAUAUAUUAUAUAUCACAAACUUGAAAACACUAAGUACAUUCUGUAGAUUAUACACUAUUUCAUCAUGGUUAACAUUAAUACGAGAGUAUUCUUUGACAUCGAAGUUGGUGGGCUGCCUAUGGGGAGAAUAAUCUUUGAACUUUUUUCUGAUAUUUGUCCUAUAACAUGUGAAAAUUUUCGUGCUUUAUGCACUGGAGAAAAAGGACUUGGAAAAACAACAGGCAAACCAUUGUAUUAUCAAGGCAUCGUUUUCCAUAGAGUUGUAAAAGAUUUUAUGAUUCAAGGUGGAGAUUUCUCAGUAGGCAAUGGAACAGGUGGCGAGUCAAUUUACAAUGGUAUAUUUGCAGAUGAAAAUUUUAUUGUAAAACAUGAUAAACCAUUCUUAUUGUCAAUGGCAAAUCGUGGCAGAGAUACUAAUGGUUCGCAAUUCUUUAUUACAACACAACCAGCGCCUCACCUCGACAAUGUCCAUGUGGUUUUUGGAGAAGUAGUAUCUGGGCAAGAAGUCGUUACACACAUCGAAGGACUUCCAGUGGAUCGUAUGUCACGUCCAUUACAAGAUGCUAAGGUUGUAAACUGUGGAGAAUUAAUCCUGAAGAUAAAAAAUAAAGUAAAGAAACGUGAAAUAAAACAGAGCAGUUCAUCGGAUUCGGAAUCUGAUUCUUAUGUCGAUAAGGUAAAGAAAAAGAAGAAAAAUAAGAAGAGUAAAAAGAGGACAAAGCCAGAAGAUGGUGAAAUUCGAGACUCUAAUGAAGAAGAAGAUAAUGGACAACCUCAUCCAUUAGUAUCAGUCACCAAAAUUGACCCAGAUGAAAUACCAGAAGUACCAGCGAAUAAAUUUUUAUAUAGAGCGGGACCUACCAAUAAUGCAAACCAAAAAGAAUUUAGACAGCAUUACGGUAGAGAUCGUAUACGGUCUCAUAGAAAGGCUGGUCGUAUUUUUAAAGGGAGAGGAAUAUUUCGAUAUCACACGCCCUCUCGAAGUCGUUCCAGAAGUGUAACACCACCUCAUUGGAAGCAAGCUCAGAAUCGUACUAUUAAACUACAUGAAUUUCAAAAAAUAGAGAAAGAGCGUAUGAAGAAAGAAGAAGAGUUGAAACAACGUGAAACUGAUAGAAUUAGAAGAUUUGGAGAAAAUCCCGAAGAGGACAAUCAACUUCCGAAUAAUCUAGAUAAUAUAUGCACAACGGAGUUAAUGGAGAAUAAAGAAAACGAUCAAACGGACAAGGCAGUGACUAUAAAUAAAAUAUUACAACAACAAGGCGAUAUUAUGAAGAGAAAUGCAGAGGGAAAUAAUAUUAUUACGCAGAAUAAAGAAGAGAUUAAAUAUAAUAAGAGUGAAAAAUCGGUGAGGCGUGGUGUUAAUCGAUCUUACAGCGAUAGAAGCUCCCGACGUAACUCACAAGACAACAGAAGACGCAGACAUUCUCGAUCGAAAGAUCGCAGACGAUCUAAAGAAAGAGACUAUGAUCGCAGGGGGAAUCGUGAUAGGAGAAAUCGGAGAAAUUAUUCUCCUCGCAGGCGAGAUUUUCAUAGAAUCAAUAAGACCGAAAAGGAUCAUUAUAAGUACUACGAUAAACGCAACGAUCAUAGACGUUCAAAUAAUUCGAAUUCUUAUCAGGAUAACGAUUUUAAUUCUCGCUAUGACAAGAACAAAUACAAAAGAAAUGAUAAUAACGUACCGGAUACAAUGAAUCAACCGAAAUUUAAACGUCGUUCGCGUUCAAGCACUUCCAGUAGCCAGCACUCCAAAGAUUAAUCUCUGUCGCUUCAUGUCCUCCCGUUCCCCGCUUUUUAUUGAGCACGAGAAAUUCUGUAUACUAUCGAUAAAGUCACUUAUAUUACUAGUUUGCAGAUUGAUAAUACUAUAAAGUGGUAUAUAUAUAGACCGAUUCCCUUUUGAUCACUUAUUCAUGUCUAGUGUGCAUUUUUCAUCAUUGAAAUUUACAAUAAGAUCGAUCUACAUAUAAUCUUAUAAAAAAGUAUCUAUAUUUCGAAUCUUCUCUACCUCUUAUACUAAGCUAAAGCUAUUCUUGUUGGAUUAUAUUGUGUUUAAGAGAAAAAUCUUAAGAA